Mytilus trossulus (common blue mussel) is the source of this 3517-nucleotide messenger RNA. RefSeq names its product zinc finger protein 271-like. The record is from RefSeq and is a predicted model, not a curated record. Bases 147 to 2945 code for a protein of 932 amino acids. NCBI's taxonomy places the organism in Eukaryota, Metazoa, Mollusca, Bivalvia, Mytilida, Mytilidae. The transcript is spliced from 3 exons.
UAUACUUCCCCUUCCAAACAAACAAAGUAAGUUAUGAUUAGAAGACAAUUGGUUAGUUUUAUUCUGGUCCACUGUAUGUCCGUUCGCCUGUCCCAUUAUGGAUUUGUUUUAAGAACGCACAUUCUUCAGAUAAACAUAUCAGUAAGAUGUUAGAGGGAGGAGAGGAUUUAGUCACAACCAACGGUACUCUACAGAGACACAUCAACACACAGGCUGGUAAAACACAUACAUGUGAUGUGUUUGGUAAAGAUUUUAGUCAAGGUAGUGACUUAAAGAAACAUUUAAGAACACAUACGGGUGAAAAACCUUAUAAAUGUGAUGUUUGUGGAAGAGAAUUUAGUCAGAGUAGUCACAUAAAGACACACUUGAAAACACAUACUGGUGAAAAACCUCAUGAGUGUGAUGUUUGUUUUAAAAAAUUUAGUGAAAGAAGGCACUUAAAAAUACACUUGAGAACACAUACUGGUGAAAAACCUUAUAAAUGUGAUGUCUGUGCUAAAGAAUUUUGUCGAAGAGGUAACUUAAAGAUACACAUGAGAAUACAUACUGGGGAAAAACCUUAUAAAUGUGAUGUUUGUGGUAGAGAAUUUUCUCAAGGAAUUCAACUUAAGGCCCACAUGAGUAAACAUACUGGAGAGAAACCUCAUGGCUGUCAUUUAUGUGGUAAACGGUUUAGUUAUCUUGGAAGUUUACUGAGUCACAUGAUAACUCAUACAGGCGAUAAACCUCACAACUGUGCUGAAUGUGGUAAAGGGUUUAGUAUUUCUAGUAACUUACAGCGUCACAUGAGAAUACAUACAGGUGUUAAACCCCAUAGCUGUGAUGUUUGUGGUAAAGCGUUUAAUCAACUUGCUGGUUUACAGAGUCACAUGAGAACACAUACAGGUGAUAAAACUUAUAUCUGUGAUAUAUGUUGUAAACGAUUUACUCAGCUUUGUGAUUUACACAGUCACAUGAAAAUACAUACAGAUGAUAAACCUUAUAUAUGUGAUGUAUGUGGUGAACGGUUUAGUCAGCAUAGAAGUUUACAGAGUCACACGAGAACACAUACAGGGGAUACACCUUACAACUGUGAUGUGUGUGGUAAAGAAUUGACUAAUUCUAGUAACUUACAGCGACACAUGAGAAUACAUACAGGUGUUAAACCCCAUAUCUGUGAUGUGUGUGGUAAAGCGUUUAAUCAGCUUACUGGUUUACAGAGUCACAUGAGAACUCAUACAGGUGAUACACCUUAUAACUGUAAUGUGUGUAAUAGACGGUUUAGACAGCAUAGUAGUUUACAGAGUCACAUGAGAAUACACACAGGAGACACACCUCAUGACUGUAAUGUAUGUGGUAAAGCGUUUAAGCAGCAAUCUAAUUUACGAAUUCACAUGAGAACACAUACAGGUGAUAAAUCUUAUGUCUGUGAUGUAUGUGGUAAAAUGUUUGGUCAGCUUGGUAAUUUACGUAGACACAUGGGAACACAUACAUCAUUAUCAAGAGGACCUUUUAAGAUGUUAGAGGGAGGAGAGGAUUUAGGCACAGCCAACGGUACUAUACAGAGACACAUAGACACACAGGAGGAUAAAACACAACAUAAAUGUGAUGUCUGUGCUAAAACAUUUAGUCGAAGAGGUAACUUAAAGAGACACAUGAGUACACAUACGGGUGAAAAACCUUAUAAAUGUGAUGUGUGUGCUAAAGAAUUUAGUCAAAGGGGUGAUUUAAAAAGACACGUGAGAACACAUACUGGUGAUAAACCUCAUAAAUGUGAUGUUUGUGGGAAAGGGUUUAGUGAAAAUGAUAACUUACAGAAACACAUGAGAAUACAUACUAGUGAAAAACCUUAUAAAUGUGAUGUAUGUGUUAAAGAAUUUAAACGAAAUGAUGACCUAAAGAGCCACUUGCAAACACAUACUAGUGAAAAACCUCAUAAGUGUGAUUUAUGUGGUAAAGGAUUCAGACAGCUUCGUUAUGUACAAAGACACAUGAGAAUACAUCAUGGUGACACACCUUAUGAAUGUGAUGAAUGUGGUAAAAGAUUUAGUGAGCAAGGAAGUUUAAAGAAACACAUGAGAACACAUACAGGUGUUAAACUUUUUGACUGUGAUGUAUGUGGUAAAGGAUUUAUUGAUCAAGGUAAUUUAAAAACACAUGCAAAAACACAUACAGGUGACAAACCUUAUGACUGUUGUGUAUGUGGUAAAGGAUUUAGUGAGAAAGGUAAUUUAAAAACACAUGCAAAAACACAUACAGGUGACAAACCUUAUAACUGUGAUGUAUGUGGUAAAGGCUUUAGUGAGAAAAGUAAUUUACAGAGACACAUGACAAUACAUACAGGUGACAAACCUCAUGAGUGUGUUCUCUGUGAUAAAAGGUUCAGUCAGCUUGGUCAUUUACAGAUACAUGUAAAAACACAUACAGGUGACAAACCUCAUGUCUGUGUUCUCUGUGAUAAAAGGUUCGGUCAGCUUGGUCAUUUACAGAGACACAUAAGAACACAUACAGGUUACAAACCUCAUGAAUGUAAUGUGUGUGGUAAAAGGUUUAGUGAGAAUGGUAGUUUGAAAAAUCAUAUGAGAAUACAUACUGGAGAUAAACCUCAUGCGUGUGAUGUAUGUGGUAAAAGGUUUACUCAGCUUGCUGGUUUACAAAUGCACAUGAGAAUACAUACAGGCUAUAAACCUUAUGACUGUGAUAAAUGUGGGAAAGCGUUUAGUUAUCAUAAUAGUUUUCAGAUUCACAUGAGAACACAUACAGGGGUUAAACCUUAUGACUGUGAUGUAUGUAGGAAAGCGUUUAGUCAUCGUAAUAGUUUACAGAUUCACAUGAGAACACAUACAGAUGAUAAACCUUGUGACUGUGGUGUAUGUGGCAAAUGGUUUAGACAACUUGACAGUUUAAAGAUACACAUAAGAAUACACACUGAGGAUAAAGCAGAUAACAAACCCUUAGAUAUGUGAGGCCACACUUAAAAAUAUUUGGUUUGCCCAAACCCUACCCAAAGGUUGAGACAGUGGGUAGGUAGGUAGGCAUUUCCUUUUGUUUUCAAAAAUAGAAAUUGAAGUAUGAGAUGUUUAUUAGUCUUCAUGCCUAUGAUAUUUGAUUAAAAAAAAAUUCUUCAAAUCAGGACAAUAAAAGAAUUUGAGUAGGCAGCUUUUUUCUGGGUAGGUAGUGUUUGGACAAACAAACCUAUUAAUAUUUAAUAUGGCCUGAAGUAAUUGUGUUGUAUAAUAAUGGAAACUGAUAUAUGAAUGGAAACAUAUACCUGUCAUUUGGUGCGAGGUUUAUAUUAUGGGCCAAACAAUAUCUGAAAUGAUGACUCAUUGCUCAUAGAGAUGUAUAAGAACACGUAGAUAAAUCAGAACACAUAAAGAUAGUCUUUAAACUGUGAUUUCUGUAUAUUGAUAAUGAAAAGGUUAAAGUUGAAUUGUACUUAAGUAUACCAUGGUAUACAUAUAUAUCAUUGUAUAUUGAUAACCAAAUGAAUGUUAUUUCUAUGUUUAAAGGAUCAUAUCCAUGAAAGUUCAUCUGU